AUGGGAGAUUGGAAGACUAUUACUGUGCCAGUGCUGCCAUCAGAUAGCAAAAAUAUUUUUCAAUAUACCUCAGAAAAAAAGCUGUCUCCCCCAAGCAUGAACUCACAAGUGCUACGCUUGUCACUGCCUUCAUCCAAAAGCAUGCACAGCUUUUUCAGUGCCUUCUGCACAGAGGAGAAUAUUGAGCAGAGUAUAUCCUAUCUCAACAGGGAGUUGACAACACUUGGCUUUCCUUCUAUUUAUGCGGAGUCCAAAGGAAAAGAAUUAAAUUUAAUAUCUAUCAUAAAUUGCAUGAAUGAAUUGCUUGUACUGCAGCAUAAGAACCUUCGAGCUCAGGAAGAAGUGGAAAUGCAGCAUCUGAAGCUGGGUAGUGAUAUGGAUCACUUACAGAACAGCUAUGCUAAGUUAAAGGAACAGUUGGAAUUAUCUAAAAGGGAAAUAGUUGGGCUUCAAGAAAGAGACAGACAACUGCAAAGCAAGAACAGAAGUUUGCACCAGUUACUUAAAAAUGAAAAGGAUGAAGUACAGAAGUUACAGAACAUAAUUUCCAGUAGAGCUACACAAUACAACCAUGAUAUGAAGAGGAAAGAAAGAGAAUAUAACAAAUUGAAGGAACGAUUGCAUCAAUUAGUCAUGAACAAAAAGGACAAAAAGAUAGCUAUGGAAGUUCUAAAUUAUGUUGGUAGAGCUGAUGGGAAGAGAGGUGCAUGGAGGACUGAUAAGACAGAAGCCAGAAACGAAGAAGAAAUGUACAAAGUUCUGCUAAGUGAUUAUGAACAACGCCAAAAACAGCUUUUAGUGGAAAAUGCUGAGCUGAAAAAAGUUCUUCAACAAAUGAAGAAAGAGAUUAUUUCACUUCUCCCCCCACAGAAACAGAGACCCAAAGAAAGGUGUGAAGAUGGACCAGUGCUGUCAGACCUGGAGGAAGAUAUUGGAGAGUUAAAUAAAGAGAAUAUGUGGGAACUAUCUUGUGAAACUGUGCGAGAGCAGCUUACCAACAGCAUUAGAAAACAGUGGAGAAUGUUGAAAAAUCAUGUUGAAAAGCUGGAUAAUCAAGUGUCACGGGUACAUUCAGGAGCUUUGAAUGAAAAAGAUGUCAUUUCAAGAGAAGACCAUGAACUGGAAACUGAAAAGCUGGAGUUAGAGAUUCAGCAAUGUAAAGAAAUGAUCAAGACUCAGCAACAGCUCUUACAGCAGCAGCUGAUGUCUCCAUGUGAUGAUGACACCACUCUGUUACUGCAGGACUGCUAUUUGCUGGAAGAAAGAGAGCGUCUUAAGGAGGAAUGGAGACUGUUUCGAGAGCAAAAAAAGAAUUUUGAGAAGGAACGAAGAAGUUUUACAGAAGCUGCUAUUAGAUUAGGACUUGAGAGAAAGGCAUUUGAAGAAGACAGAGGAGCAUGGCUGAAGCAACAGUUCUUAAGUAUGUCUACUGAUUACAAGCACUCUGAAAAUAUGACAACUCCAAGUGCCUUCUUGGGAAGUUCUGACCAAGACAAUCAGUUCGUGAAAUCCACAUCUCAGCAAAGAAAACCUCACUGUAUUUUGAGUGGUCCUGUUUCAGGAGAACCUUGCCAGACAUCUCAGUACAUAACAUAUGACAGUUGCAGUGUUGCAACAAAAAAAUCUGCUGGAGAUAGCAAGCCAAAUCAGUGGGUGGAAAGUGACAAAGAAGAAACAGAGUGA
Messenger RNA from Chaetura pelagica (chimney swift), 1683 nucleotides. It is a transcript of the gene SSX2IP, whose product is annotated as synovial sarcoma, X breakpoint 2 interacting protein. The transcript is spliced from 13 exons. Bases 1 to 1683 code for a protein of 560 amino acids. Lineage: Eukaryota; Metazoa; Chordata; Aves; Apodiformes; Apodidae. The record is from RefSeq and is a predicted model, not a curated record.